AUGUAUCAAUGUAAAAAUACUCAGGGAAGCUUUCGUUGUGUACCUAAGCGUUGUGAAGAUAAUCAAGUUUUGGACCCUGGAACUGGGGAAUGCAAAUCAGUAAAUUGUCCGCCUGGAUAUAGGCCCAGAGAUGGACGUUGUGAGGAUGUUGAUGAAUGUAGGGAAAAGGCUAUUGCUUGUCCUAUUUAUGAGGAAUGUGUAAAUACACCAGGCUCGUUUCGUUGUCAAGAGCAAGGGAAUGUUUGUUCUAAUGGAUAUUAUAUGGACAGAGAGAGUGGAUUUUGUCUUGAUAUUGAUGAGUGCCAACGUGGAACACAUACUUGCACAUCCAUUGCUGAUUGCAUUAAUCUUCCAGGAAUGUAUCGUUGCAAGUGUGCUACAGGCUUUGAAUUUAAUGAAUAUACAAUGCGUUGCGAAGACAUUGACGAAUGCAUUAAAUUUUCUGGGCAUGCCUGCUCCUUACAAGCCGAUUGUGUUAAUUCUAUUGGCUCUUAUCAAUGUAUAUGCAAACCUGGAUUUAGUUUAGCUGCAGAUAAUAGAAGUUGUGAUGAUAUAAACGAAUGUGAGUUGGGUAUAGCCAAAUGUCAACAAAAAUGCAUUAACUCACCAGGCUCUUAUCAAUGCAUUUGCGAUCGAGGUGAUAAUUUCCUGAAAUACUUAAGACCAGAGAAAAUAUUUUUAGGGUAUCAAUUGGGAAUAGACGAAGCCACAUGUGAAGAUAUUGAUGAAUGCAAAAUUUGGGCCAAGUCGGGAAAUGAAUUAUGUAUGGGCAAAUGUAUAAAUACUCCAGGGUCGUUUCUUUGUACAUGUCCAGAAGGUUAUCAAGUCAUGUCUGAUGGAAUUACUUGUAAAGAUAUUGAUGAAUGCUCAGAAAACUCAAAUCUGUGUAAUAUUGACCAAAUUUGCAUUAAUUUAUUGGGCAGCUUUAAAUGUGAACGGAUUGAUGUCCACGUAAUUAUAUCCCUGACAAGACUUUUAAAAAGUAAAAUGCAUAGUUUUUAA
Molecule: messenger RNA, 1002 nt
Organism: Meloidogyne enterolobii
Lineage: Eukaryota; Metazoa; Nematoda; Chromadorea; Rhabditida; Meloidogynidae
Source: the annotation of a GenBank genome assembly